AUGCCCGGUGGUGCUGUUUCCCCUAUCGGGGGCAUCGACGCUUCUCGCGUCGAGGCCCCCGUCACCGUCAAGACUUACUUGAUGUGUGCUUUUGCUGCCUUUGGUGGUAUCUUCUUUGGUUAUGACUCCGGAUACAUUGGUGGUGUCCUUGACAUGGAUUACUUCAUCUCGACUUUCAUGGGCUUGGACAAAGCCACCACUCCCGCCGCCGACUUCGUUAUUCCCGCUUCCAGAAAAUCUCUCAUCGUCUCCAUCCUAUCCGCUGGUACUUUCUUCGGUGCUAUCAUGGCUGGUGAUCUUGCCGAUUGGUUUGGUCGUCGUAUCACAAUCAUUGCUGGCUGUGUUGUCUUCCUCAUUGGUGUCGCUCUUCAGACCGCCUCCAGCAGCAUCGGUCUGCUCGUCGCUGGCCGUUUGAUCGCUGGUUUCGGUGUUGGCUUUGUCUCCGCUAUCAUCAUUCUCUACAUGUCUGAGAUCGCUCCCCGCAAGGUCCGCGGAGCCAUUGUCUCGUCUUACCAGUUCUGCAUUACCAUUGGUCUGAUGAUGGCUACCUGCGUCGACUAUGGUACUGAGAACCGUAACGACUCCGGCUCUUACCGCAUUCCUAUCGCUUUGCAGAUGCUCUGGGCUCUCAUCCUCGGUGUCGGCCUUCUCUUCCUUCCCGAGUCUCCUCGUUACUUCAUCCGCAAGGGUGACCAGGAGAAGGCCCGUGAUGCUCUCGCCCGUGUUCGCGGUCAGCCCGCUGACUCCGAGUUCGUCAGCAUGGAGCUGAACGAGAUCCAGGCUAACCACCUGUACGAGCUCCAGGCUACUCCCCAGGGUGGCUACUUCGACACUUGGUUCAGCUGCUUCAAGGGCAGCCUCUGGAAUGCUAACAGCAACCUCCGCCGCACUAUCCUUGGUACCUCUUUGCAGAUGAUGCAGCAGUGGACCGGUGUCAACUUCGUCUUCUACUUCGGAACUACUUUCUUCUCCCAGCUCGGCACGAUCCAAAACCCCUUCCUCCUGAGCAUCAUCACCACCAUCGUCAACGUCCUCUCCACUCCUCUCUCCUUCUACAUGAUUGAGAAGUUCGGUCGUCGUACCAUCCUCCUCUGGGGUGCCCUCGGCAUGGUUGUGUGCCAGUUCAUUGUCGCCAUCAUCGGUGUCACCGCCUACCCUCACCAGAACGCCACCGCCGCCAUGAUCGCAUUCAUCUGCAUCUAUGUCUUCUUCUUCGCUAGCACCUGGGGUCCCGGUGCCUGGGUCGUGAUUGGCGAGAUCUUCCCUCUCCCCAUCCGUUCCCGCGGUGUUGCCCUCUCCACCGCCUCCAACUGGCUCUGGAACUGCAUUAUUGCCGUCAUCACCCCCUACAUGGUCUACACUGAUGAGGGUAACCUUGGACCCAAGGUCUUCUUCAUCUGGGGCUCCCUCUGCACCUGUGCAUUCAUCUACACCUACUUCCUCAUUCCCGAGACCAAGGGAUUGACCCUUGAGCAGGUUGACAAGAUGAUGGAGGAGACUACCCCUCGUACCUCCGCCAAGUGGAAGCCCCACUCCACCUUCGCUGGUGAGAUGGGUCUUUCCGUCGAGAAGGCUGCUAUUGCUCCCGUUGUCAGCCACCAGGAGGUUUAA
Molecule: messenger RNA, 1611 nt
Organism: Penicillium odoratum
Lineage: Eukaryota; Fungi; Ascomycota; Eurotiomycetes; Eurotiales; Aspergillaceae
Product: sugar porter family MFS transporter
Exons: 3
Coding region: 1-1611 (536 amino acids)
Biological process (GO): transmembrane transport; carbohydrate transport
Cellular component (GO): membrane
Molecular function (GO): carbohydrate:proton symporter activity
Source: RefSeq, a predicted model, not a curated record